Molecule: messenger RNA, 2687 nt
Organism: Schistosoma guineensis
Lineage: Eukaryota; Metazoa; Platyhelminthes; Trematoda; Strigeidida; Schistosomatidae
Source: the annotation of a GenBank genome assembly
UAUUUUUUGAAAACUCACUGCUAAUUUACACUUAUAAAUUUUUCAUGGUGAUUGGUAUACUUUAGUAUACUUUAUGAUUUGUCUAAAAAUAAUGUGGUAUACAUACAUAUAACUAUGCAUAAUAUACUUUGAAUUUUUCUAUUUAACAUAAGCCUACACCUGAAAUGUUAGCAAAAGCCUAUGCUGCUCAUAAACAAUCAAUAUUAAAAAAGUGUUUCAGCGCCUGGAAAUUACAUUUUAUAAUCAAAAAAGCACGAGUGAAUUAUAUGUACAAAAUAAACUUUAUUGCAAAAAUAAGUAUGAAAUUUAGAUUGCAAAAGAUUAUAUUUCGAGGAUGGCAAGAAUAUACACAGUUUGUGAAAAGUAAACAAAAAAUGGCACAAUCAUUAAUAACACAAAUUAAAGACUUCACAGUGACAAUGUUAUAUUUUAAAGCCUGGCGGAGGAAUGUUGCAGAAGCUCGGAAAACAAGGGAUUAUUUUUCAAAAAUGCAAGAAAAGUCAGAUGGUGAAAAGUCAGAUGAUUCAGAGUCUGAAAAUCAACUACUUACUUUAGGUGGUAAAAUAAGCGAUGUUGAGAAUUAUCGUGACCGAUUAUCUGAAUUACCUGACACCAUACAAUAUAAAAUAUUUGGUUACUUAACACCCAUAGAUUUAGCUCGAGCUGCUUGUGUAUCUCAUUAUUGGUGGUCUGUAGUUAGUGAAAUGGAUAAGAAAAAUACUUUGGAUUUAUCGUGCUUUGGUAAAAGGUUAACAGAAGAACUUUUAUUUAGGCUUACAAGAAGACGUCGAAUGUAUCUGCGUCAUAUCAACUUACGUAAUAGUAGUCUGUGUACUUUAAAUUCAUUUCGUUGUUUAACUAGUUGCGCUAAUUUACAGGAUAUCAAUUUAUCCAAAUGCACUCGUAUCACAGAUGAUGCAGUUCGUAUAAUAACUGUUGAAUGUAGUUUACUUCUUUACUUGAAUUUAUCAUAUACUCAAAUUACUGAUGAUUCAGUUCGUCACAUAGCGAUCAAUACAAAAAUGUUACAAUAUUUGAGUUUGGCCUAUUGUACACGAUUAAAACAACUUUGCUCAACUUAUUUCAAUCAAUUAGAAAGUUUCAAGUCAUUAAUUUAUUUGGAUUUAUCUGGAUGUAUUUACAUUGAGUCGGCUGGUUUACAAACGAUUAUUAAAAGUGUGACACAAGUGGAACAUUGGAUACUGAACGAUCUUCCAUGGAUUUCAGAUACUGAUCUUAAUGUUCUUGGAUCUAACUGUUCAGUAAUACACAUGUUAGAAAUGGUCAAUAAUCAAAACGUAAUUAUAUCCGGUUUAAAUUAUCUUUCAAAAACUUGUCUUUUCCAUGAAAAAUCAACUCCAGUCGAUGGUGCCGUACAAAUAAAAAAUAAGCAAAAUAGACCAAUCACAUCUAUUGGUUUAAUUCAUAAACAUGCUGAUUCAACUCUAAAUAAUUCAAAUUCAACUAUUAGUUGUUUAAUUACGGAUUGUGGUCUACAAUCAGUAUGUGGGAAAAGUUUAAAUAAACUCCUUGUUUCAAAUAUGAGUUCAAUAGAUGGAUCUGGAUUGAAUAAUAUUGUACCAAAUGAUAAUGUAUCAAGAAGACAUUCUAAAAGUAAAGCUCAUCGUUUAUCGAAACUGAAUUCUGGAUUCCUUGAAAAUGGUAGUUUAAAUUUACUGGAAAUUUCAUUCGUUGAUUGUCCAAAGAUGAAUGAUAUCCUGCUUCAACAUUUAAUACCUUUGCCGCAUUUAACUGUUUUAAAGUUAAGUGGAUGUGAAAGUCUUACAGAUCAAGGUAUAAAAUUAUUAACUGAUGGGGCAUACGCGGAUAAUUUAAAAGAACUGUACUUAGCAAGAUGUGACAAAUUAACUGAUAAGGCGAUUCAUUUAAUGAGUGCACGACUACUUAAUUUAGCUUACUUGAGUUUGGCAUCAUGCCCCUUGAUUUCUGAUGGAGCCUUCGAACUCCUAGGUCAGCUACAAAAGUUAUGGCAGAUAAAUUUAAAUUCUACUAAACUUGGUGAUCGAGGUUUGUCGGCUCUUGGAUCACUGCCUAAAUUACAUGAACUGAAAGUGUCUAAAUGUACCGCCAUCACUGAUUUAGGAUUGCAAAAGUUUGCACAUCUUGGUAUAAACUUGGAAUUUAUUGAUUUAUCAUUUUGUCACAAUUUGACAAACAAUGGAAUUAAAACACUAGCAUUUUGUUGUCAUUUCCUUACCAGUAUUAAUUUAGCUGGGUGUAAGCUGCUGACAGAUAUGGCUGUACAAUAUAUUUCCGGAGUAUGUCAUUAUCUAAAGUUUCUUGAUUUGUCAGGUUGUGAAUUGAUCACGGAAACAUCUUUAAGUUUUUUACUGAAAGGUUGUAAAAAACUUGAACAUCUUCGACUAUUAUACUGCAAGUCAAUUAAAAAAUGUUUGUUGUAUAAUUAUCAUUUUACAGUUAAUAGAUUAAAGCAUCUUUUUGGUUAAUUUCAUGUAAGAUGCAAUGUCACUAUAAUGUCUGAUUAGGUAGUUGAUAAUUCUCUAUAAUAAAAUUUCCUUCCUUCAAAAGUAUAUAGAUAAUGACUAAACAUUUGAUGGAAUUGGAUAUUAUUACAAUCAGACUCAACUAAUUGAUAGCAUGAUGCUUUUGUCAAUGAUAUUUGCAAAAGGUAAUAAAUUGAUCAUUUACUUUAGAUUUCUGUUAAU